Molecule: messenger RNA, 1472 nt
Organism: Vombatus ursinus (common wombat)
Lineage: Eukaryota; Metazoa; Chordata; Mammalia; Diprotodontia; Vombatidae
Gene: ZPBP2
Product: zona pellucida binding protein 2
Biological process (GO): acrosome assembly; binding of sperm to zona pellucida
Cellular component (GO): zona pellucida receptor complex; extracellular region; acrosomal vesicle
Source: RefSeq, a predicted model, not a curated record
UCGGACGGCCCGAGAGGUUUCCAGGGAACACUGAGUUGGCGGGGAAGCGGCUGGGGGAGGGCGGGAUGAAGCCGAGGUGAAGAAGCCAUUAAGUCCUCCCGACGCCUCCCUCCCACCCCCACCUUCCCUUGGAGGAAAGCUUCUAGGCCAUGGAGCAAGGCUGGGCCCUGCUCCCUUCGGUGUUCCUGUACCUUGCUGGAGGAGUAGGAGAGCAGCUUUCUGUCCCAGAAAUCAAAAACUACAUUUAUGGCAGCACAGGACACCCAGUGAAAAUCUAUGUAAAAAUGCAUGAAAAUAGUCCAUUUCUUAUCUGCAUGGAUAUGGAGCUUUCUCAAACAGAAAUAGUAGACCCCAUAACUUUGUGGAUGGGACCAAAUAGAAAGCAUUUGAAAGAGGAAAAUCAUAUAAACCUAACUUCAACAGGAAAGCUAAUGAUUAUAAAUUUUCAAGAAUCUGUGUCUGGAUCUUAUAUAUGUAUUCUUACUUAUAAAAUCAUCAGCGAAGAAACACAAAAAGAACAAGAGCUAUAUAACAUAUACAUUUAUGUCAUUUUCAUAUACCAGGAAUCUGAUUAUGUAUAUCAGAUGACUGUAUGAUUUACCACAGAUUCUUGUAAUGAAAAAAAUUCUCAGUUCUUCAAAUUACUGAUGAGGAUCUUAAAUAAAGUUAUCUUUGAUUUGACAUGCCACAUUGAAGAACUAUCACAUAAAUGCCAUUUCCUUGAAAUUCCAAAACAUGGCCUCAAGGAUGAAUUAUUUAUAGCCUUUCAAGUAAGAUCUUUUCCACCAGAGUGGAAAGCAGCUUGCAGAAAACUUGUUGACUGUGAAGAAAUCACUAACAGUAAAGUUCACCAGGCAAGAGAUCACAUAGAAGAAUUCUUUCUUAAACAUAUUCUGAAACAUGAACUUUACUAUAUACCAAACAUCCGUUAUGUUGACCACAGCUCUAAAGUUAUACGCAUUGAUAGCUGUCAACCAGGCUUUGGGAAAAAUGAUAUUCUACACGGUGACUGUGUUAGCUGCUGCGUGGUUUGUUAUCCAAGAAUAUAUAGUCCUGACACUGAUGUAACUUGUCUAGCCUGCUUACCCAUCCACAGCUAUGGAGCUAAAACUUGCCCGUAAACCAAAAUCUAAAACUGGAAAAUUGGAAGAUAUAAGGUGAAAACAUCAUUACUUGGUUAGUAGAGGGGAAGAGAGGAUGUGGAAAGAAAGUAAGGUCAUCUGUUCACAUCAGAUUUCACCAUAGCUACUGUUAGCCUUGAAUCUUUGAAAGAAACUAAUUCUGAAUGGUCCAAAAGAUGGCAAAUAUGCAUUUUCAGGGGCCAGAUGAUCUGAAUACCAUGAGAAUACAAAGAAAACCAGAAUUAGGAGGUUUUUGGUUUGUGCAAGUAAAGAGUCCAGCCACUGCUCUGUACUUUGCUUAAAAACAAAUGAAAAAUUAAACUAAGGGGCUGUAUAAAGUUCAAGAAAAGU